AUUUCCCCUUGACAUGUCGGACAGAGAGUUGUCAUUCGUGACAAUGAAGACGACGAAACAAAAAUGAGUGGCUAUCUCACAGUGUACGUCCGUGUAUCAAAUGACGAAGCACUAGCAACUAUGUUGACAGGUAGGGAUGGUAUACCCUUCUAUCUCACAGACAGGUACUUUACUAUUCAACUGGCAAGUUAUGUAUGGCUAUCCCGCAACCAGCAGUGAACGCGGUCGAGAUGUACUGUCAGAUUUAUUGGAAUGCGACGCUUUCAAUGCUCAGUGCGUUUGUUCAGUGUUAAACUCGCCGUAUGAUCAGGUGACUGAAGUAUGCGAAUGUGCGCCUCAGUACCGAGUACGGACGGUAAAUCAGAGAUGAAACCGAACUCCGGAUUGUGCGAGUGCCCUAUUCCUGGCAAUACUUUUAAUAACUGUAGAUGCACAGGCUAAGGUUUAAUAUCGACGCCGCUGAGGUCAUCGUUUGUUUACAGUGAACGCCUAUGUAGUCGAAACACUGUAUUGAUCAAGCAUGAAGUCCUUAACUGACUCAACGUUACUUGAAGAAGAGUCGCUGGUGAAAACCACUUCGUUAUUGAGCCAAUUCUCAGUGGAGGUACAUUCAUUAAUGCCGCCGAAUUUUCUAGUAAGCCCAUGCAAGUCUACCUCACAGUACUGACUUUAGCUAGUCAGGCACUGAGAACCAGCUGACCAUAACAUUGGCCGCUAGGUAUAACAUAGACUAUUUCUACAUAGAUAAUGCUGGUAUGUGCUGGAAUGGGCUCGUCUGUGAAUAGUGCCCUCACUACAGGGCUCACGUUUCUGACUGGUUGCUUGCCACGUAUGAUAAGUUGUGUGCUGAACGCCCAGUCUUUAUACGACUAGUGGCCACAGAAUGCUAUGUGUUUAACGAAAUCAAAGAGGAGUACGGUUGUCCAAUCAAGCAACUCGCCGAUCUCGAUCAAUGUGAGAACCUAUUAAAACCGUGCAGUCUGUUUAUGGCAGGUCUUUUAAUAUGUCGAGAUAUUUUCUGGCCUGGUGACGAAAGAAGAAAAGAGUGGGGUACUUGGUACCCCAAAGUUAGGAUUUUGUAUAUCGAUUACAUGAAGAUUGUGGAAAGCUUCGCAAGAUAUGUACAGAGUGCGAUAUCAACGUCGCUGACCCUGAACCUGGUGCACAGGUUCUACUACAUGGACACUCGCGCUACCGCGAACAGAUUCAUAGAACUGAACAGCACCCAAUGUCCAGGUGACGUUCAUCAUAACUGGGCUCUUCACGGUGUGGAUAUGAACGGCAAUGCAGACUAACGAUCUUACAAGGUUAAAAGCGAACAACUGGGCGAUAUAAAACUUUUGAAUUUAAGCCUGCAGUAUUUGUUCUGAGUGGUUUUCGGCGGGAAUGGAGAACCGUGGCAUCAGCACCGACGUGCGUGAGUGCCGGAGUAUCACUGCCACGUUGGAGAGACUCGCAGAAAAUGCCAGUCCCACCAAUAUUGAGACAAUUGGAAAUGGGGAAGCAUUCACCAAUGCUGCCGCGACGCCAAGCAUGGCUGUCUCACGGGGAUGGACAGCGACAAUAUUGCGAUUGUAGACCUAUUGAUAAUUGCACAGACGGAAAAAUUGAACUCGUCUGCAACGACCUACCGUGGGUCACCUGGCUGUGACAGUUGACAAACCACUAUAUAGUUAGUGCUGGUGCCUACGCCAAUAAUUAUCCCUACGCCAAUGGCUCGCCUACUGACUGCUUUUCUCAUAACUUGUAGUGGUAUGUGUGCUACACCUCCCCCAUUUCCAGAUAAUGUUGGGCUUGUUGAUUGGGAAUGUCCGCCAGCGCAGAUUCGUGACACAGGCGGUAAGUCCUGUAAAUGUGUACCACCCACACAUUGAACUCGGACUCUUACUGACAGAGUGUCCCAACUUACCAAUACAGAUAGUGC
Messenger RNA from Sphaeroforma arctica JP610, 1924 nucleotides. RefSeq lists its product as hypothetical. Lineage: Eukaryota; Ichthyosporea; Ichthyophonida. The transcript has a single exon. The record is from RefSeq and is a predicted model, not a curated record. The coding region runs from base 987 to 1295 and encodes 102 amino acids.